AUGUCGGCACCAGCGGCACAGGCCGACCUCGCCCAGGCCCGCGAGGCCUCCUCUCCCGGCGACAGCAUCCACGAGACCAAGCACGAGUCCAUCGACAACCAUGUCGACGACGAUGACAUCGACUCGCUCAGCCCCGAGCAGCGCGCCGCCCUCGAAAAGUCGCUCAAGAAGAAGCUCGACUGGCAGAUCGUCCCCCUUUGCCUCAUGCUCUACUUGCUCAGCUUCCUCGACAGGACCAACAUCGGUCAAGCAAGACUCAACGGCCUCGAGCAGGACCUCAAGAUGAGCAAGGACGGCCGCGACUACCGCAUUGCCCUCACCAUCCUCUACGUCCCCUACAUCAUCUUCGAGAUUCCCUCUAAUCUCGUCGUCAAGCGUUUCGGUCCCGCUCGUUGGAUUCCUUUCCUUGUCGUUUGCUGGGGUCUCGUCUCGAUGUUGCAGGGCAUCGUCACCAGCAAGGUUGGUCUCUACAUCAACCGCGCAUUCUUGGGCACUACCGAAGCGGGUAUCCUUCCUGCACUGGCGCUGUACCUCACCUUCUUCUAUAAGCGCGAAGAGCUCGGAUUGCGACAGGCCCUUUACUUCUCCGGUGCCUCUCUGUCCGGAACCUUUGGCGGCCUUCUCGCCACUGCGAUUGGCUUGAUCAAACGACCCCUCCCGGGGUGGGGUAUGAUUUUUCUCAUAGAAGGGCUGUUCACUAUCCUCUUCGGUAUUGCCUGCUUGUUCAUCCUGCCCAACGACAUCUCCAAGCUCUGGUGGGUCACCCCGCAGGAGCGCAAGCUCGCCUACGCCCGUAUGGCUCAGCCCGUGACCACCCGAGCGCCCGACGCAGAGAACGGAGUCGUGCCCGACGUCGCUGCUACGGCAGAGAAGCGUGUGGCUGCCGUCGCUGACGACGCUUCUCUCGAGUACACCGGCAAGUUCGUUAUGCGCGAGGUCAUGCGCACCUUCACCGACCCCAUCGUUCUGCUCAUGGCUGCCUCCGGCUAUGCAUACGCCACGCUGCUCUACUCGAACGCCUUCUUCAGUCCCACCAUCAUCAAGUCGCUUGGCAUCGCAAAGUCCACCGCCGAGUCCCAGCUGCUCUCGGUCCCGCCCACCGCUGCCGCUUUCUUCGUCUCGAUCACCGCUGCCGUCCUCUCAGACCGCUACAAGUGGCGCUGGAUCUCCAUCGUCGUUUUGAUCCUCAUCUCGAUCGCCGGCAUCGGUCUCGCGUAUGGCUCCAAAGUUGCCUCGCAGCGCUACGGUGGUAUCAUCCUGCUCUCCUGCGGUACCUACUCCAUCCCCCCGCUGGGUAUCAGCUGGAUGCUCAACAACACCGCCGGUCUGUACAAGCGUGCCACUGCCAUUGCGCUCUACAUUGUCUUCACCAACAGUGGCGGUAUCACCUCUACCUGGCUCUUCUACAACAACGAGGCUCCCCGUUACAGCCGCGGUUUCCUCGUCAACCUCUGCCUCAAUGCCGGUGCACUCGUCCUCGUCUCCGUUGCCGAGCUCUACAUGAUCUGGGAGGGCAAGCAGCGCAAGGCGGGCAAGCGCGACCACCGCGUCAACAAGCUCCGCGACCAGGGCUGGAGCGACGCAAAAAUCCGCGAGUACCUCGGCGAUCAGCACCCCGAGUUCGAGUACAUGCUCUGA
Messenger RNA from Moesziomyces antarcticus, 1638 nucleotides. RefSeq names its product MFS transporter. The record is from RefSeq and is a predicted model, not a curated record. Bases 1 to 1638 code for a protein of 545 amino acids. Gene Ontology annotation, molecular function: transmembrane transporter activity. Gene Ontology annotation, cellular component: membrane. Gene Ontology annotation, biological process: transmembrane transport. The transcript has a single exon. NCBI's taxonomy places the organism in Eukaryota, Fungi, Basidiomycota, Ustilaginomycetes, Ustilaginales, Ustilaginaceae.